GAGAGAGAAGGCAAAUGUUCCCCCAGCUGUUUCCUGUCUACAGUGUCUGUGUAAUGUAGAUAAAUGUGAGGAUUUUCUCUAAAUCCCUCUUCUGUUUGCUAAAUCUCACUGUCACUGCUAAAAUCAGUGCAGAUAGAGCCUGCGCAAUGGAAUAAAAGUCCUCAAUAUUGAAAUGUGACAUUGCUCUCAACAUCUCACCUCUCUCUGGAUUUCUUUUCUUCCCUUUUUUUCCCUCCCCCACCUCAUUAUUACUGCUAACCAAUUCAUUUCCAGAGUUUGCACUUAAGAAGCAAUGGAAAAAAUCAACAGUCUUUCAACACAAUUAUUUAAGUGCUGCUUUUGUGAUUUCUUGAAGGUGAAGAUGCACACUGUGUCCUACAUUCAUCUCUUCUACUUUGGCCUGUGUUUGCUUACAUUAACCAGCUCCUCUGCUGCUGCUGCCCCGGAGACACUUUGUGGUGCUGAGCUGGUUGAUGCUCUUCAAUUUGUCUGCGGAGAAAGAGGAUUUUAUUUCAGUAAACCUGCAGGGUAUGGGGGCAAUAGGCGUCCACCUCCCACCCGAGGAAUAGUGGAUGAAUGUUGCUUCCAGAGCUGUGACCUGAGACAGCUGGAGAUGUACUGCGCUCCUGUCAAACCACCUAAAUCGGCAAGGUCUGUACGUGCUCAGCGCCACACUGAUAUGCCUAAAGCACAAAAGGAAGUGCAUUUGAAGAACACGAGUAGAGGAAACACAGGAAACAGGAACUACAGAAUCCCAAUCCCCAAAGCGCUCCGCCGGCACAAGCCCCAUUGAGGACUGGAGCCUUAAGCAAGGAACUUGCCUGCAUCAAACUUACACAAGGGCAAGCUUCCUUACACUAUACAGUAAAUGAGAACAACUUUUACUUUGAGGUAUGACAGAGUGACUCUGAUGCAUUUCUAACCAAUUCCAGUGAUGGAAAUCAAUUGUGACCCAAGGAGAGUAACGAAGCAACUGAAGCAACCAGCUGGUGUGUUACAGCAUGUUUUUUUCUGAAUAGGUUUUGCGAGCCAAAAACAAGAUUCCUUAGUGGGAAAGGACAUAUGCUGCUUUAAAAAAACAAUCAGAAUGUGGUGAAGUGUUUCACAUAGUUCUGGGAGACUUUGAAGUACCACAUGCUUGUUAUAAGUACCGUACAUCCCUAGAGGCACAGCUAACAACAAAACUAAAUGCAAAUUUCCAGUAUGCCUCCAGCCGAUAUUUUUCUGUACAUGUCCAGCAUAAUCUAAUCUAUAAGACAACAGGAUCAAGGACUGACUGAUACCUGGAUAAGUGACCCUCUGCAAAGCUAGAAUGUCAUAAUUAGCCAUCUAGCUUAUAUGUAUUUUUAGUUACUUAGCUGCCCAAGUGCUAAAUGUUGAGAUUAAUAUUCAUUUGUUUUCCACAAUGCCAUUCUUCCAAACAAAAAUAUGAGCUGGCCCACUUACCUUAAAUUAAGAGUAUGGUCAACAUCAGAACAUGAACUGGCCCACUUACAUCUUAAGAAAAGGUAUGUGCAACCUCAGGGUUUAGAUUAUACAAGCAUGGUUGUAUGUGGGCACUUGAAUUCCUAAAAAUUCACUACUGAAAGCUAUUGACAGCAAGCAUAUAAGCAAAAACCAUGAUGAGGGACAUCGUUUGCUCACCCUGUCAGCUCCUCCCACACACCAAAAAAGUCCAUAAUCCUUGAAACACUUUGGCGGCAUAUGUCGUACUGAGAUAGAUGGGCAAUGCACCAGCACAAUGCUUUGUAGAUUGGGCUGUAAAUAUUUGGAUUUGUACGGUUUUUAUUUUCCCUGUGCUCAUUCAAAAUGCAAACUGUCAUGACCUAAUGACAAGUAAAUAAUAUUUCAUACUGUGUAUGUAACAUCAGUGUGUUGCAGAACCCCCCACCCCACCCAAACAACUACUUCAACAAUAGAACUCACUCCAUUAUUCUCCCCAUUUAGCACUGGUAAGCUUUCCACAGAUACACAGGAAUGCCAAGUAAUGAAGGUUUUAGUGCUUGCAAAAA
Messenger RNA from Podarcis raffonei (Aeolian wall lizard), 2012 nucleotides. It is a transcript of the gene IGF1, whose product is annotated as insulin like growth factor 1. NCBI's taxonomy places the organism in Eukaryota, Metazoa, Chordata, Lepidosauria, Squamata, Lacertidae. Gene Ontology annotation, cellular component: extracellular region. Bases 293 to 793 code for a protein of 166 amino acids. The record is from RefSeq and is a predicted model, not a curated record. Gene Ontology annotation, molecular function: hormone activity; growth factor activity. The transcript has 5 exons.